CCCUCGCAAUCUAGGUCAAUAAAGUUAUCUCCGUAUUUAAAGUUCUACUUCUGGUUUUGAUCUUCCUUAGAGAUGAUCUCUACUUACCUGUCAGUGCGUUUUUGUUUUUUCUGUGUGAAACCCUAGAUUGGAAAUAAUUUGCAUUUGAAGGUUUCAAUCAUGCUGUUCUAUUCAGUAGCCGUGUUCAUGAUCGCUACUUGUUUUGUGAAAGCCAACAACUAUCCACCAGAGCCCAAAAUCAAGGUAGUGCACAAGGAAGUACCAGUUUAUCACAAAGUAGCCGUACCCAAACCUUAUCCGGUACCCAAAUAUAUUCCGAUCCCCAAAGCGAUUCACGUGCCAAAUUAUGUGCCUGUUCCCUAUCGAGUACCGGUGGUCAAAACGAUCCCGAAGAUAAUCAACGUGCCCAAGGCUAUUCCAGUGCCUAAAAUAAUCGCAGUCCCCAAAGCGGUGCCCAUAGGAGUACCGUUUCCAGUGCUGAAAGCUGAGGCUGUACCCAUCUACAAGCCGGUGCCUGUUCCGAAACCGGUGCCUGUUCCUUAUCCAGUGAAGGUACCCAAAUACAUACCUGUUCCAGUCCACAAAGUGAUCAAAGUUCCCAAGCCGUUCCACUAUCCAGUCAAAGUUCCGGUCUACAAACAGAUUAUUGUGAAGAAGAAGGUCGAAGUUCCAGUUCCUGUUUACAUAAAGAAACCGAGCUAUGGUAACGACAAAGGCAGUUCUUAUGGCGGAGGUGGUAACGACAAGGGUUCACCAUACGAGGGUGGAAACAAUAAAGGCUCACCCUAUGGGGGAGGAGGAGGUGACUGGCAAGGUGGAUAUGGAGGUGGUGGUGGAGGUGGCGAUUACCAAGGAUGGGAGUCCACCUAUGGGAGAGCCCAACAAGCCAGUGCUGCUGGAUACAGUCAAGAUCAACAGGAGGAUCAAGGUGGCCACGGCCAAGAUGGCCAACACGGUGGCUACGGCCAAGGUGGCCAACAAGGUGGUUACAGCCUAGGUGGCUUCAGCCAAGAUGGCCAACAAAGUGGCUACAGCCUAGGUGGCUUCAGCCAAGAUGGCCAACAAGGUGGCUACAGCCUAGGUGGCCAACGAGGUGGUUACAGUCAAGAUGGCCAACAAAGUGGCUACAGCCUAGGUGGCCAACAAGGUGGUUAUAGCCAAGGUGGCCAACAAGGUGGCUACAGCCAAGGUGGUCAACAAGGUAGUUACGGUCAGCAAGGAGAAUAUGGACAAAGCGACGGAGGUUACAGCUACGGUAAAAAUGAGGGUGAUGAGUCAGAGGGUGGUUACGGAGCCGAAUCUCAGCAAUCUCCAUCAGCCUCGUCGUACAGCCAGCAGUCUUCCGGUUACAAUAAUGGCUAUAGUGGUAAUGGCGGAAACAUUGCUUGGCCAAGCAGCUAUAGUGCAUCCUCUACCAGUCACGUGAAUUGGCCGAGCACGUCUACUGGUAAAGUAAGCGGUAGUACCAACAGUGACGCCAACAGAGGUAUUGGAUGGGUAUAAGAGUAAAGAAGAAUUUUUCAUUUUAUUUUGUGUGUCAUAAACUUUGAACAAAUGCGAACUAAAAUAAUAUUGCAGGUUUUCCAUGAUAAUUAGUAUGAGGAAAUGUCGCAAGAGGCCUGUCUAACAAACUCAAUACGGAAGAAAACAUGUGUGCUAUUUUUUGCACCCUUUUUUUUUAUUCCCUGUCUUUUGUGAAUAUCAGCAAUUUUUUAAGACCAAAACAGAAAUCAAAAAUUUUACUAAAACCCAUGUUCGUGGAGCUCUUGAUGAAUUACAGACACAUUUAAUUUUUGAACUUUCCCAAGUAAAUUUUAAAAGACACAGAUAACGGUUAUUUUUCAAUGAAUGAAUCCACCUGAAGGGAAUGUCAAAAUGGUAUACAUUUUGCUAUUAUUGUAGAAGAAAAAAUAUUGUAAAUAUACAUUUUACAGGUCUUUAAAAGAACAACAAAAAUAGUUAAUUUCUACAGGGCUCCAAAUUUCAAAUGUUACUUUUAUUCCUCCUUCCAGUAUAUUAUUUCAAAUUCUACUGUGAAAUGUUUAGCAACUCUAGCAUUUGUUAAUUAAAAGAAAAACUUCUUAAUUAAUGAAAAAAAAGGAAAAUAAUUCAGGGAUGAAGAAUGAGAGAUCCACCCUAGUCACAUUAAAUUAACAUUCCUUUUCGAACAUUCGAACUAACUGCAACAAUAUCUAAUUGGAAAGACUAUUGAGAGAUAUUUUCAAAUCACAUCAAUUUAGCUUUUAUUUAACAAACUAUACUGAUUCGAUUUUCAAAAACUCUUUGUUAAAAAAAGGUCUUUUCAAUCGAAAAAUUAAAAAAAAUAAUUGGAGCUUUGAUACCGUGAUUUCUAAUUAAUUGCAUUAUUUUUUUUUCUUCAAAAAUUGAGUUCAGAUGAAAAAGAAAUUAAAGGACUUGAAAAAGUAUUUACCAAGAGCAAUCAUGAGAAAUAAAGGAUAAAAUUGGUAACUGUCCCUCAUUUUGUAUAUCAAAGAUAAUCUAUUUUGCACUUCGUUCACUAAAAGAGCUUAUUGAUGGCAUGAAAAAUUUCUGCCUGAAAAAUCGACCUUACUUAUUUUAGACAAGCGAAUGAAAUGCAUUUUCUUUUUUGAAAUAUUAAUGUUAUUUCUUCAAAUAUAUUAAGAGAGAAUCGUUAUUCACUUAACAUGUCAUUAGUGUAGUGUGUUAUGUUAUUUUCAUGUUGCCAGGUGCAAUAUUCAUUUAUUUUAUGUUAAUGUUCAACCUUAUCAACUAAACAAAAAAAUAUUAUUGAAUGAAAAACACUUUAGAGCGCGUUGUUUGAAACUUUGAGAAUAACCCUAGUGUAAUGGAACACUAUAAAUUUAAUCUUAGGGAAAAAAAGGGGGAAUCUGUAAAUGAGGCUUCUCUUAAGUGAAUUUGAGCAGCUUUGAAUUUAGCAUAAUUGGACAUCUUUUAAGUAAAUAAACUGUUCAACCAAAACAAUUUAAUAAAUUAUUCGUGGAUAUAAAUAGAACACAUACGAUAAUGUGCCUCAGUCGUUUAAGCGUCUGUUUCUGAAA
Molecule: messenger RNA, 3041 nt
Organism: Parasteatoda tepidariorum (common house spider)
Lineage: Eukaryota; Metazoa; Arthropoda; Arachnida; Araneae; Theridiidae
Source: RefSeq, a predicted model, not a curated record